AUGGGCGUGGGGGGCAGCUUCUGGGACCUCCUGAAGCCGUACGCGCGGCAGGAGGGGCCGGGGUACCUCCGCGGCCGCCGCGUCGCCGUCGACCUCUCCUUCUGGAUCGUCUCCCACAGCACCGCCAUCCGGGCGCGCUCGCCCCACGCGCGCCGCCCCCACAUCCGCAACACCUUCUUCCGGACGCUCUCCCUCUUCGCCAAGAUGGGUGCUUUCCCGGUGUUCGUGGUGGACGGCGAGCCGUCGCCGCUCAAGUCGCAGGCCAGGGCCGCGCGCUUCUUCCGAGGCUCUGGGGUGGACCCGCCUGCGUCGUCCAGCGCGGAGGCGGAAGGGGACGCCAGUGCCCCGGCGCCGGUGAAGGCCAGAAAUGCUAUCUUCACGCGAUGCGUCAAGGACUGUGUGGAGUUGCUUAAAAAUCUUGGAAUGCCAGUAUUGUGGGCAAAGGGUGAAGCUGAAGCCCUUUGCGCUCAGUUGAACAAUGAGGGUGAAGUGGAUGCCUGCAUUACUUCAGACAGUGAUGCUUUUCUCUUUGGAGCUAAGACUGUCAUAAAAGUGAUGCGGUCGAAUUGUAAGGAACCUUUUGAGUGCUACAACAUAGCAGAUAUUGAGUCUGGGAUUGGAUUGAAGAGGAAACAAAUGGUAGCCAUGGCACUUCUUAUCGGCAGUGACCAUGAUUUGCAUGGCGUGCCUGGUUUUGGUGUUGAGACCGCACUUCGGUUUGUGCGGUUAUUUGAUGAAGAUCAGAUUUUAGAUAAAUUACAUGAAAUUGGUAAAGGAAUCUAUCCAUUCCUAGAAGGAUUUGACAAGGCCCAUGUUGAUGAUCUACCAUCACCAUCCACAAAGAGCCCACCAGUUGCGAGAUCGCCUCACUGCUCACACUGUGGUCACCCCGGUAGCAAGAAAAAUCACAGCAAGACUGGAUGCAAUUAUUGCUUGGUGGAUUCAUUAGAGUUCUGCAUGGAAAAACCAGCUGGUUUCAUAUGUGAAUGUCCUAGCUGUGAAAAGGCGCGUGAUCUGAAAGCACAGAGAAGACAUGAGAAUUGGCAAAUCAAGGUGUGCAAAAGAUUAGCUGCUGAGACAAAUUUCCCAAAUGAGGAGAUAAUUAAAUUGUAUCUAUGUGAUGACAAUUUGGAUAAAGAAAGUGGUGAUCGAAAGCUUGAGUGGACUGAUCCUAAAGUUGAUGAUUUGGUUGACUUGCUAACUUAUAUGCAGAACUGGGAACCGUCGUAUGUCCGACAGCACAUGCUCCCUAUGCUAUCAACUAUAUAUAUGCGCAAAAUGGCUUCAUCUCCGUGUAAAUCAUUGCUUCUCUGUGACCAAUAUGAGUUCCAUUCAAUUCAGCGCAUUAAGAUAAAACAUGGCCACCCUUACUACCUGGUCAAAUGGAAGAGGGCCACUGGUGGUAUUGUUUCUGGUGGUGCGUCUCACAAGAAGCCAGAAUUAGAUGGGGAGAGUCACGCUGAGGUGGUGGUUUUGGACGAUGACGAGGAGGAGGAAGAGGAGGAGGAGGCAACGGUGAAUAUUGAAUCUGCUGACUCGUUGGAUGAGCCAGAUCUGCCACAAGUACUCAGGGAUGAUGAUCAAGUAUUUCUAUUGACUGAUGAAGAUAUACAGCUCGUGAAUGCUGCAUUUCCUAAUGAAGCACGGCAGUUUCAGGAAGCACAGAGGCUCAAAGAAGCAAAAUCAAGAUCACGGAAAUCCAAGCUGAGCCAAGCAGAGAGCAUGCUGGAGACACCAAAGGGUCCAAGACCCAGCGGGGUUCAGCUCAGCAUCAAGGAGUUUUACCGGUCGAAGAAAGCGGCGGGAGACGAAGCCGGGAAGAAGCCGGUCAUCGAGGGCGAGACGUCUACGUCGAGAGCUGGCUCGAGAAAAUCACCACCGGUGGACCUGACAAAAAGGAUGCCCAAGUCCCUGCGACGACGCUUGCUCUUCGACUGA
Messenger RNA from Triticum turgidum subsp. durum (durum wheat), 1938 nucleotides. The record is from the annotation of a GenBank genome assembly. NCBI's taxonomy places the organism in Eukaryota, Viridiplantae, Streptophyta, Magnoliopsida, Poales, Poaceae.